AUGUCGAAAUUAUUGGUUUCGGUUGAUAGCGAUAGCACGAAUUUCUUCAAGCCAAAUAUUAGCGAAAUCCGCUUAUAUCUUCGUUUGCUUUCGCCUUCGAGCACCCUACUUGCUCAGGCAAGCGCCGCUGAAUAUUUCCGCCAUUUAUCUAUCAGUGGAACUCUUCCAUCAGUAUCUGUUGUUUAUCCGUUGACAGCCUAUGGAAUAGAAGAUGUUGCUGCAUUACAGCAGCGAAUAAUAAUUGUUAGAUAA
Dracunculus medinensis (Guinea worm) is the source of this 252-nucleotide messenger RNA. Lineage: Eukaryota; Metazoa; Nematoda; Chromadorea; Rhabditida; Dracunculidae. The record is from the annotation of a GenBank genome assembly.